Molecule: messenger RNA, 1269 nt
Organism: Leptonychotes weddellii (Weddell seal)
Lineage: Eukaryota; Metazoa; Chordata; Mammalia; Carnivora; Phocidae
Source: RefSeq, a predicted model, not a curated record
CAUAUUCAUCACUUUCUCUAGGUUGACGAGAGCCCUGAUUUUGAAAUACACAUAACAAUGUGUGAUGAUGAUCCACCCACACCUGAGGAAGACUCUGAGACACAGCCUGAUGAGGAUGAGGAAGAAGAAGAAGAAGAAAAAGUUUCUCCACCAGAGGUGGGAGCUGCUAUUAAGAUCAUCCGGCAGUUAAUGGAAAAGUUUAACUUGGAUCUGUCAACAGUAACACAGGCCUUCCUAAAAAAUAGUGGUGAGCUGGAGGCUACUUCCUCCUUUUUAGAAUCUGGUCAGAGGGCUGAUGGGUAUCCCAUUUGGUCCCGACAGGACGACUUAGAUUUGCAAAAAGAUGAUGAGGAUGCCCGAGAUGCAUUGGUCAAAAAAUUUGGUGCUCAGAAUGUAGCUCGGAGGAUUGAAUUCCGAAAGAAAUAAUUGGCAAGAUAAUGAGAAAAGAGAAAAGGUGUGGCAGGUGAGGUUUAAAAAAAAAAAAAAAAUUUGUGACCAUUGAACUUCAGAGAUUUGUACAUUGGAACUGACACUUGUCUUCUGACCAAUGCUGCCAUUGCUCUGUGAAUCUUAGAUUUUGUAGCCAAGCAGAGUUGUGUAGGAGGCUAAAAACAAAAGACAUUGGAUAUAUUUAGAGCUGUCCCUGGCAGUAUCAGCGUGUUUAUGAAAGGAAAAUCUAAACCAGAGGGAGGUUGGCCUGUGUGGUAGUAAUCCUUUUCUGAAUGUAACCCUUGCUAUAUUGUUUCAGGAGCUAGUGACAAAGUCAAAGGAGGGAGAUUAGGAGAUGGGUCUUUUCAGGCAGCAUGAAUAAAGAGCUUCCUAUCCUUUGGCAGAAGCUCCUCUAGUUUGGAUAGAUUCCAAAUCAAGAAUCUAGAAAUGUGGAAAGUUUUAAUUACAAGGCCUUGAACACAGACUUCCUAAACUCUUGCAUCCCCUAGUGAGCUCUGAUUUCUCAACUGCUUUGAAAAUCCCAUAUUCCCUUUGCUAACUUACUAUUUGGGGACCCUGCUCCUUGGCUGUUCUUUUCUUCCAGUCUUUGUCAGUCAUACUUGUGGCACGUGUUUCUUUACCUACCACCCAGUUUUGUUUAAAACAUGCAAAACCGUAGAGAGUCUUAAGAACAGUCUUACUCAGUUACUAGUAAUGUGUUUUUAUUUAUUGAAAAUCGUUUUGUGGUAAGGAUUGUGUUAGAUUUACAAAUUAGUGAAUUGAUUCCUCUUUGUUGUGUUGCUUUCAUUGUUGAAAAUAAAUAGAACUUUGAGUCUCCAA